Messenger RNA from Aspergillus melleus, 1515 nucleotides. Its product is annotated as putative diacylglycerol O-acyltransferase (DgaT). Gene Ontology annotation, molecular function: diacylglycerol O-acyltransferase activity. The transcript has 4 exons. Gene Ontology annotation, biological process: triglyceride biosynthetic process. Gene Ontology annotation, cellular component: endoplasmic reticulum membrane. The record is from RefSeq and is a predicted model, not a curated record. Lineage: Eukaryota; Fungi; Ascomycota; Eurotiomycetes; Eurotiales; Aspergillaceae. The coding region runs from base 1 to 1515 and encodes 504 amino acids.
AUGAGUGAACUCAAGACGUCUGCGUCCCCUCACGAUGAUAAUGCCUCGAGCAGUGGGGUUUCAUACUCCAAACCCGUGAACGGCACUUCUGUUCGUCCCGACGCUUCUUCCGUGACCACCGAGAGCUCCAAGGGUAGUAAAGGGAAGAGAAGAAGUAAAUAUCGCCAUGUCGCAGCGUAUCACUCGGAGGUGCGACAUUCGAGCCUGAGUCGUGAUUCCGAUGCCUCGACCAGCUUCCUAGGGUUCCGGAACCUCAUGGUCAUCGUUCUAGUGGCGAUGAACCUUCGAUUGAUUAUUGAAAACUUCAUGAAAUACGGAGUUCUCAUUUGUAUCAAAUGCCACGAUUAUCGAAAACAGGAUGUCGUGCUGGGCACCAUGCUCUUCUCAUUGGUCCCCUGCCAAUUGUUCAUCGCCUACGUUCUUGAAUUGGCUGCCGCUGGACGAGCUAAGCAGACCGUCGGACGAAAGAAGAAGGACGGGUCAGCCGACGGAGACGAGCGAGACCAGCGCGCGUUUCGCACCAUCUGGCGAUUUGCAUUAUUCUUCCAUAUCGUGAACGCUCUACUUAAUCUCGCCGUGACCAGCUUUGUCGUCUACUACUACAUCCAUCAUCCCGGAAUUGGCACCGUCUGCGAAGUCCACGCGCUCAUCGUUGCGCUCAAAAAUUGGUCCUAUGCCUUCACCAACCGCGACCUCCGCGAGGCGAUGCUCCAUCCGUCGGCGGAGUCGGCCAUCCCCGAUUUAUACUCAUCCCUUCCCUAUCCCAGGAACAUCACUCUGGGCAACCUGACGUACUUUUGGCUCGCACCGACAUUGGUCUACCAGCCGGUCUAUCCCCGGUCGCCGCGCAUCCGCUGGUCCUUUGUCGCCAAACGUAUGUUCGAAUUCGUCGGCCUCUCCGUGUUUAUCUGGCUUCUCUCCGCCCAGUAUGCUGCCCCGGUACUUCGAAACUCGAUUGAAAAGAUCGCCGUGAUGGAUAUCGCGUCAAUUCUGGAGCGGGUCAUGAAACUGUCCACGAUCUCUCUCGUCAUCUGGCUUGCUGGGUUCUUCGCCCUUUUCCAGUCUUUCUUGAAUGCAUUGGCGGAGAUUAUGCGAUUUGGCGACCGCGAGUUCUACACGGAUUGGUGGAACAGCUCGAGUCUUGGUGCUUACUGGCGGUCAUGGAACCGGCCUGUGUACCUCUUCAUGAAGCGACACGUGUUUUCUCCCAUGGUUGGAAGGGGGUACAGUCCUUUUGCGGCAAGCGUGGUUGUCUUUACGCUCUCCGCUCUUUUACAUGAAUUACUUGUGGGCAUUCCCACCCACAAUGUCAUUGGCGUCGCACUUGCCGGGAUGUUGUUUCAGCUGCCACUGAUCGCCAUCACCGCUCCAAUGGAGAAGAUGAAGGAUCCACUGGGUAAGGUUAUCGGGAACUCCAUCUUCUGGGUGAGUUUUUGCCUUGUAGGGCAGCCUCUGGGGGCACUGCUGUACUUCUUUGCCUGGCAGGCGAAAUACGGCAGUGUGAGUAGGAUGUAA